This is a messenger RNA of Diplodia corticola, 723 nucleotides long. RefSeq lists its product as uncharacterized. Bases 1 to 723 code for a protein of 240 amino acids. The record is from RefSeq and is a predicted model, not a curated record. The transcript has a single exon. NCBI's taxonomy places the organism in Eukaryota, Fungi, Ascomycota, Dothideomycetes, Botryosphaeriales, Botryosphaeriaceae.
AUGGUCCAGUUCGCCCAAGUCGUGGCUUUUGCUGCCACUCUCAUCGCUUCAACCACCUUUGUCCUCGCUGACGAUAUCGACGAGACCUGGAAGACCCCUCCUUUUGUCAGCUGCGUCGACGGUCUUGGAUCGAGUCCUUCUCGUGAAGCCGUUUACAAGUGCUACAGCAGACACAAAUCGGAUAAGCGUGCUAUCCCCGACGACGACAGCACCACAACACACUACUUGGAAUUCUUCGACGCCCGCGCCACCGAAACCGACCUGCAUGCCGAGUGCGACUCGGAGGACUCGCUGCCGAAGAACUUCGAGAUCGUGACCGGAAUCCGUUCCAACGCGCCCCAGUACUGCGAGGACCUGAAGCAGGGCGUGCUCGACGCCGGCAUCGCCCUCGUCGACAAGAGGCUCGACAACGCCGUCUCCAAGACGCUGAAGCACCUCGAGGGCGGCAAGGGCGUCCUCCUCAAGAUGGCUUUCGGCCUCACUCCGCAGGGCCAGGCCCUCAUGGCCGGCAAGAAGAUCACCGAGGAAAUGUAUUCGGAGCUCUGCACCAAGGCCAUCACCGCCCUGGCUACCAAGGACGACGGCUGCACCAAGGACCUGCACGCUUACAACGAGAAGAAGGACAAGAAAUACCAGGUCACCGGCGCGAGGAGUGGCGGUAUGGACAUCUCGCUCGGUGACACCCUCAUCGGCUUCGUGACCAACAUGUACACCAAGCCGUAA